Anguilla rostrata (American eel) is the source of this 3236-nucleotide messenger RNA. RefSeq names its product pro-neuregulin-3, membrane-bound isoform-like. Gene Ontology annotation, molecular function: chemorepellent activity. The transcript is spliced from 10 exons. The record is from RefSeq and is a predicted model, not a curated record. The coding region runs from base 1022 to 2860 and encodes 612 amino acids. Gene Ontology annotation, biological process: nervous system development; animal organ development; intracellular signal transduction. NCBI's taxonomy places the organism in Eukaryota, Metazoa, Chordata, Actinopteri, Anguilliformes, Anguillidae.
UCAACUCACCUGGUGUCUUGGGUCUCAACUGGGUGCUGAUUUUAAGGUGAAAACAAAAACCAGCAGACCCUGUAGCUCUCCAGGACCAGGGUUGGAGAGCAAUGCCUUAAGCGGCGUUUCCCUUCUGAGUGGUGGAAUGUAGCGGAGGGAUGACUGCAGGGUGUGUAUUCUGCUGCAAGGAGAGGCAGUGGAUGGACAGCAGGGCGUGAGCGGGUGCAUGGACAGACAAAAGGAGGGACCCACAGGGACUCUGACUCUUGAGAACUGGGACUGGAGCCGGCUCAGGAGGAUGUAAACCACCUCACACCUCCAAGGCUACUCCCAACCCAGGACCUUCUGUCCCUCCCAGAUGCACAGGCGGCUGGUGAUUUGGGGGACGCAGGUCUUGUCUCCGUGGUGACGAGCUGAGUCAGCUGAUGUGGAGGGGACAAGACUGGAUCUGUGAGCUGGAAGACACGACAAAGCAACAGCACAAAUAACAGUAAUAAUAAUAACAAUAAUUUAAAAAAAAUAAUAAUAAAAAAAUGUUAAUAAUAAAUUUUAAAUGUAAAAUCUUCUUUAAAAUAAAAGCAAGGGCUGUCUGAAUCCACUGCGCUCUGUAACGGCUCUGGCCUGGAUGCUAUACACGAGCGGAUUUACAGUGACUCCAGGAUCCCUCUUCCUGCUCCUCUUUCGACGGUUUCUCAUUCAGCGUGUCCUUGGAUUUACCGAUCCUGCACUUCCUUGCACCUAGCCCUCUGGGUGUGCUUGCGUGCGUGUGCGUUUCUGUCUUCAUGUGCCUUUGUGUGUGUAUAUCUGUGUGUGAGCUGUUCUGUGUGUGUGUGUGUGUGUGAACAGGUUUGAGUGUGUGUGUUUUUAUGUACAUUUGAGCCCUUUUGCUUAUGUGUGAGAUUGCAUGAGCACAUCAGUGAGUGUGUUUUUUUUGUGUGAGAGAGACAUGCUCAGUGUUGCCAUUCUGCCCUGUGUAAUUAGUGCCCAGCUGGUGCCCAGUUUUGGGGUUGACCAGUGGUAAGGCGGCAAGAUGAGCGAGAUCUCUGGAGUGGCCAUUACUGGGACAAUGGUUCUGGAGGAACCAGAAGGGGGCGGGACCUCAGUGGGUGGGGAACAGGCCUCCGCCCCAGAGCCAGGGAACCUGCAUUGUGGAUCAGCCCUGUGGCCCCGCCCACAGACCUGGCUGUGUGUGGUCCCCCUUUUCAUUGGCUUCGUAGGCUUGGGGCUCAGCCUGAUGCUGCUGAAGUGGAUCGUGGUGGGGUCGGUGCAGGAUUACGUGCCAACAGACCUGGUGGAUGCCAAGGGGAUCGAGCAGGACCCCAUAUUUCUUUCCAAGCCCAGCACUAUCCCCAAAAACCCCCACACCACCACCUCCAGCGGCAGCCCCACAGUGAGGGUCCAAUCUCGGCCCGGUACUCAUCCCAGUGCAGUGCCAAACCUCGUACCGAGCCAUCGGACGCCGCACCUCCACAACCGAAUCAGCACCCGCCUCACGACUACCACCACCACCUGUUCGCCCCACUCGCAGCCGCCGGCUGGCCAAGAUGUCACCCCCCGCAGCACCACGGUGCGCCGCACCGGCCCUGGCAACGGCCGCAACAGCGCCCCCUCCUCCACCAGAGUGGCUCCACCCAGCUCCUCCCCCUCACCCUCCAACCACCCCUUCCUCCACGGCACCACCCGCACUUGGAACCGCGAUCGCUCCUCCAAAGGGCCGUCAGUCACGCCUACUCAACCGCACCUGCAUGUCAAGACAGUGGCUCCUACCUCUCCAUCCUUGCAUUCUGAACACUUCAAACCCUGCAAAGACAAAGACCUGGCAUACUGCUUGAAUGAUGGGGAGUGUUUCGUCAUCCAGACUAUGACGGGCUCAAACAAACACUGCAGGUGUAAAGAAGGAUAUCAAGGCAUUCGCUGCAAUCACUUUCUUCCAAAGACAGACUCCAUUUUGUCAGACCCCGCGGAACACCUGGGCAUUGAGUUUAUGGAAAGUAAAGAAGUGUACAAGAGACAGGUCCUCUCCAUCUCUUGCAUUGCCAUUGGAAUCAGUCUGCUUGGAACACUCUGUAUGGCGUUCUACUGCCAGAAUAUGAGGCGAAGGGAAAAGCUACAGGCCCAUCUGAAGCACGACAAAGAUCCUGGGUCCUCCCCUCCACGUGGGGGUGCUGUCUGUGGCUCAGGCUUCCCGCAGAAUUGCCCCGCUCCUCCCACUUACCCAAAAGCCCUACCUACCAAGAAACAAAGCAGGAGCAGCUCCUUAUCUAAUAGAUCUGGCCAGAGAAACAGAGUAACCCAUCAUCAAACUGCAUCUCGAAGAACCCCACCCAUCUCUAGAGGACGGCUGAAUCCAAUUGGAGGAUUCAGAGAUUCUAGCCAUGCCUACCAACACUUGCAGGAGGUGGAGGACUCAGAGAAGGAAGUGCCAUCUUUGACAGUACAUAACUACAGAAAAGCUGAAAGUGAUAAUGUCCAGGAUGGGAAUUUUGAUGUGCAGCAAGGAGGUAGGGGGUUGGACAGGUGGGCGGACAUGGGGGUGCAAUUCAACCAUCUGGAACGGGCCACCCUUCUCCACCAGGCACCCCCACUUUCUCUCCGCACCUGCUCUGUUCCAAUCAUCCCCUCUUUCCAGGGGCAAGACGUCAUUUCCUAUAUUCAAGAGAAUAGCCUAGGAGAAGAGGGUAAGACCAACCCCCGAGGGACAUGCCCACCAGCUGCCCCCAGUGUGACAGGCUCUGGAGGCCAGGCGGAGGGGCCAGGAGAAGCCCUGCCCCAAGCUAACAGGAAGCAGGAGGACAAGACUGACAGCUUCCUGACACCUGCUAGGGGCAGAGCUGAGGGGCCCAAAAUGAACUUUCCAGAAGUGGAUUAGAGGAUUGUUCUGGUCCUGUAGAACACUGCAGAGACUGCUCCCAGCCUUAUCAGUGAAAAAAAAAGUUAUUACACAGCACACACAGAAGGGACAAGACAACAAACUGUGAAAACAAACAUUUAAAAACAGUGAAAUAAAUAAAGACACAAAAACAAAUAAUAUAGGUGGAAAUAUUAGGUGGAAAAACUCGCAGAUUAAAAGGACGGUGUUCAGUUCAAAAACAUAUUUACAAGAGGGAUAAAGUAUUUAUAUGCAUUUAUUGAAAUGGGAAGCUUCAAACAUAGAAGGAAAACCAAAUAGUCUGUGAUUUCUAUGGUGUUUUUAAUUGUAAAAAUAUAUAUAAAAUAACAAGGUAAAAUAAACAUGAGGAAUAUGA